This is a messenger RNA of Bufo gargarizans (Asiatic toad), 9761 nucleotides long. It is a transcript of the gene NEDD4L, whose product is annotated as NEDD4 like E3 ubiquitin protein ligase. Gene Ontology annotation, biological process: regulation of dendrite morphogenesis; ubiquitin-dependent protein catabolic process. NCBI's taxonomy places the organism in Eukaryota, Metazoa, Chordata, Amphibia, Anura, Bufonidae. Gene Ontology annotation, molecular function: ubiquitin protein ligase activity; sodium channel inhibitor activity; protein binding. The transcript has 28 exons. The coding region runs from base 362 to 4207 and encodes 1281 amino acids. The record is from RefSeq and is a predicted model, not a curated record.
GAAAAGUAGCAGCUGGGAAGGUGCCGUCUCAGGCUCUCGCUGUUGGACACACAAGAGGAAAAAAAAAAAUCCUCCCAAAAAAAACAACUUUGCUUUCAGUGGCGAGGGGGGACAGCGUCACAUGACUCCGGUCACCCUACCCUAUGUGACAGUAUGUAGAAGCCCUGGUUCCUCUUAUCCAAUCAUGCCUGGAAUGCUGCUUGUCACUUAGGCUAUUUCUGCUAUCUGUCGCUAUCAGGACUGCACUGCUAACAGUUUGGCCGAUGGGACGCUUUUUCCUGGAGUUUGUUUUUGGUUUUUGACUGCUGGCAGAGCCCGAGACGUUGCUCCCUCGUCCUUUUUCCUGCCCGUCGUUAAAACCAUGGCCCAUCGGCUACGGUUUCAUUUCGGCUCCGGCAGAAGCAAUACAGCUCCCGAGUCAGACGUCCUAGACCAGGAGAGAGAAGACGACUUUUUCAUGGCAUUCCAUACCCUGCCGAGGAGGAACGGGACUCACGUCUUCACGAGGCACUACGAAGAUAGAGAGUUCCAAGAAGAAGGUGCUCUGAAACGAAGCACGUCCAUGUUUAUUCCACAGCUGCUGCAGAACAUUGACGUGCGCCCCACCAGAAGCUCUUCUAUGCAGAUCUCUCUCCAGAGGAAAGGGACAAACGACGGCGCCGACGAGUGCGAGAGCGGGGAGUUCUCGGAAGAGAUGCUGUCCUGCGGUUUUGAGGACUUCAAUGAGCACUACAUAUCGGCUGUAAGAAAAAAUUCCUCUACUGUAAGUACUCCGCAGGAUACUCCUAGUAAUUCGCCGCCCCAUGUAUACGAGUCUGGGAGGCUGCAAGUCAACGGGGCAGUUUCCUUCCCGCCAAGAUAUUCCGGCCAUCGCUUUACGGAGCAAAAUGGGAAUAUUCACUAUGGCACCGAUGGAGAGGAAGAGGUGCACGUGCCUACGUGCAGCAAAAAUAUUGGCGGAGUCCGAAUAAACAGUCAGACUUUCGCCCCCGACAUUCGACAGGUGAGACUGGUUUCACCCGACCACGAUGCCCAAAACGGGUCUAGCACCGAACCGAGACGUUGGUCGCUACAGCAUCUUCCGGACACGUCGGGGAGUCCAGGGAAGAGAUGUUUCGUUUUCCAGCUUCAGCAAUCUCAGACUACCAACUGUAGUCUGGGGGGAGAGUACAAUUUUGGGUUUACCGGUACAAAGGGAGACCGACUGGUUCGAUAUCCUCGUAUUCGACUGGAAAGGAGUACCUCCUACCCACUGCAACCACGUCCCGAGACCAUCAGCCCCGUGGAGAACGGGGCGAAUACAGAAGGCAGCAGGUCUUGUAGUCAGGACUUUACUGAUAAUAGUCCGAAUGAUUCCAGAGAACGACCCUUGCCGGGACAGGGGUGCUCGUUUAAAAUUAGACAAGAGCAAAAUGUUAGGCAGCCACAUUUUAGGAUACUGGUAACUCGUGGGAACGAAGAGCAGAAUAGCGACCAAGGGCAAAAUAUUGCUGGAAAUUCUGGAUCAGCAGCCGGAAAUGACACGACGAGAGAUGACUUCUUGGGUCAAGUUGACGUGCCUCUAAACCACCUACCGACCGAAGAUCCAAUAAUGGAGAGGCCGUAUACAUUCAAAGACUUUUUACUGAGACCAAGAAGCCACAAGUCUCGGGUGAAAGGUUUCCUGAGAUUAAAGAUGGCGUAUUUGCCAAAGAACGGGGCACAGGAGGAAGAAACCAGUGAGCAGAGGGAAGAAGCGGAGCAUGCCUGGGAUGUUGUAGACUCAAAUGACUCUACCUCUCCACACCAACAAGAGCCGCCGGCUCCCCCUAUGCCUCCAGGAUGGGAGGAGAAAGUGGACAAUCUUGGGCGUACAUAUUAUGUUAACCAUAAUAACAGGACCACACAGUGGCACCGGCCAAGCCUAAUAGACGUCACAUCCGAAACCGAUAAUAACAUCAGACACAUACAGCAAGAGGCCCACCGAGUGUUCCGGUCCAGGAGACACAUUAGUGAAGACCUUGAGCCAGAACAUGUAGAAGGAACAGAUAUACCAGAGCCAUGGGAGACCAUUUCUGAAGAAAUGAGUCUGAGCAGUGACACUCUGAACGCACCGCUGCCACCACCUGCCUCUCCAGUCUCCCGGGCCAGCGCUUUGGAACUUUCUGAGGAGCUUAACCGGAGGCUACAGAUUAAUUCGGAGUCCAAUGGGGAACAGUUCAGUUCACUUAUUCAGAGGGAACCUUCCUCGAGGUUGCGGUCUUGCAGCGUGACAGAUGGCGUCGCUGAGCAGGUUCAUUUAGCAAUGCCAACCACCCCAACGGGAAGAACGCGAUCUUCAACUGUGACAGGGGGAGAGGAAUUCACGCCAUCCGUGGCCUAUGUACAUACCACUCCGGGCUUACCGUCAGGCUGGGAAGAAAGGAAAGACGCUAAAGGACGUACAUAUUAUGUCAAUCAUAAUAAUCGCACAACAACAUGGACCCGUCCAAUUGUGCAGCACGCUGAAGAUGGUGCGGUCGGAUCCACCUCAAACAGUAGCAACCAUCUGAGUGAACCUCAGAUCAGGCGGCCUCGUAGUCUCAGUUCCCCCACAGUUACUUUAUCUGCUCCACUUGAGGGUGCAAAAGACUUCCCAGUGCGCCGCGCAGUGAAGGAUACAUUGUCCAACCCACAGUCUCCACAACCAUCUCCUUAUAAUUCUCCUAAACCACAACACAAAGGGGCACAGAGCUUCUUACCGCCAGGUUGGGAGAUGAGAAUAGCUCCAAAUGGCAGGCCAUUCUUUAUUGACCAUAAUACCAAAACUACCACUUGGGAGGAUCCGCGCUUGAAAUUCCCUGUACACAUGAGAACCAAAGCUUCUUUAAAUCCCAACGAUCUGGGACCUCUACCGCCGGGUUGGGAGGAGAGGAUACACUUAGACGGCAGAACCUUCUACAUAGAUCACAGAAGUCAAGGUUUGAUGUGUGGAGACAAUGGUAACGGACGUUUAGUGCCCUCUUACGAUAGCAAACUAACACAGUGGGAAGACCCGCGGCUACAGAAUCCGGCAAUCACUGGGCCGGCCGUCCCCUACUCCAGAGAAUUUAAACAGAAAUACGACUAUUUCAGGAAGAAAUUGAAGAAACCUGCUGACAUACCAAAUAGAUUUGAGAUGAAGCUUCACAGAAACAGCAUCUUUGAAGAAUCCUACAGAAGGAUAAUGUCCGUGAAGAGGCCCGAUGUCCUUAAGGCGCGACUCUGGAUAGAGUUUGAAUCGGAAAAAGGCCUGGAUUAUGGCGGCGUGGCCCGCGAGUGGUUCUUCCUGUUGUCCAAAGAGAUGUUCAACCCGUAUUAUGGGCUUUUUGAAUACUCUGCUACGGACAAUUACACCCUUCAGAUAAACCCAAACUCCGGUCUUUGUAAUGAAGACCACCUCUCGUAUUUCACAUUCAUCGGGCGGAUUGCCGGCCUUGCAGUGUUCCAUGGAAAACUAUUAGAUGGUUUCUUUAUUCGCCCAUUCUACAAGAUGAUGUUGGGAAAACAGAUAACAUUGAAAGAUAUGGAGUCUGUGGAUAGUGAAUAUUACAAUUCUCUAAAAUGGAUCUUAGAGAAUGACCCCACUGAGCUGGAUCUCAGGUUCUGUAUAGAUGAAGAAAACUUCGGUCAGACUUAUCAGGUUGACUUGAAACCAAAUGGGUCAGAGAUGGUGGUGACGAAUGACAACAAGAGGGAGUACAUUGACCUCGUAAUCCAGUGGAGAUUUGUGAAUAGGGUACAAAAACAGAUGAACGGGUUUUUAGAAGGAUUUACUGAACUCAUUCCUAUUGAUUUGAUAAAGAUAUUUGAUGAAAAUGAGCUUGAGCUUCUGAUGUGCGGCUUGGGAGAUGUGGAUGUAAAUGACUGGAGGCAGCACACACUGUACAAAAAUAGUUAUUGCCCGAACCACCCGGUAAUACAGUGGUACUGGAAGGCGGUGCUGCUGAUGGAUGCCGAGAAACGUAUCCGAUUGUUGCAGUUUGUAACUGGGACUUCUCGCGUGCCUAUGAACGGAUUUGCUGAACUCUAUGGUUCAAAUGGUCCUCAGCUGUUUACAAUAGAGCAGUGGGGAAGCCCGGAUAAACUGCCCAGAGCGCACACCUGCUUUAACCGUCUAGAUUUACCUCCUUACGACUCAUUUGAAGAUUUACGAGAGAAGCUUCUCAUGGCGGUGGAGAACGCUCAGGGAUUCGAAGGCGUCGAUUAGUGAUGGUCUCCCCUUAUUUUACCUUCUCGAAAAUGCAUCUUUCGCUUGGAAGCUUAUGAAAUGAACAUUGCUAGCGAUGAACACAUGAGACACUUGCAAAAAGAAAAAAAAAAGUUUCUUUUAAAAAAAACACAAAAAACAAAACUCUAUUAGAAGAUAACGAGUGACGAGGAAAGAAAAAGGACAAAGGUGGCGCCGGUUGUGCCAUUGAUACAUUGUGUCAGUUUACGUAGCAAAGUCAUAUCACUCGAUUUCACGAUUGCUACAAUUUUUUAUUUUAUUUUUUGUACUUUGCCUGCAGGUGUAAAUGGAAAGCAAUGGCUUCUUUGUAUGAUGAGAUUUUUCUUGGUAAGAUGGUACAUUUUUAUCUCGGACGCGGGCCGAGGAGUCACUGUGCCAAUUGUGAACCAAUUUCUGGUCUUUGAUAAAGAGCCCCUGACGCUGGUUCUGCAGUGCAGCUUGCUCAGUGCAGGCGUCUUGAGCUUAUGGACUGCGGAUGGUACUUCUCCGAUCUCUACGGCAAUCGCGAGCUGUUCAUUGUAUACUUAAAUUACAUUUCAGGAGGACUUUCACUUAUUUAUGUGGUGUCGGCCCUUUAAAUUCGUAUUUUACAAACUUUCUAAUGAAUGGAACUAAUCACUUUGAAGGUAUAGUAUUACGGCCAUGUUUACUUUUAAAAAAAAUAUAAUGAUUUAGACCUAUUUUCAAAUUUUACUUCAUUAUAAUUAAAGCUCUAUACUCCAAGAAAAAAAAAAGAGUCCCCAUGAACCACCUUUCUUUUAAUUUCCUAAGUGCCAUCUUGGAUUAGGGUUCUCCAGCGACUGGUUGCAAAUGUAUCAUUUCUCAUUCAUUUUUUAUAUUUUGUUUCUUACUUUAUUUUGUCUUUUGUAGUCCACGUGGAGUGACACUGAAGAAUUUUAGCAUUUUAAACACCAUUGUACGGGUUAUAUAUAUUGAUAUAACCUAUAGAAAAAGUUGUCACAUUUGUAAAUAAGUCCUAUAUUAUACUCCAGAGCUGCUUUCAAAAAUUCUAUGGGUUGCUAGUGGAAGCAGUCAGCCGAUUGUCGACGGACAUACAAAUGAUAUCUUUUAGCAAAUUGACUGUGCAGGGAAUUUGCAGCUCUGUAUCAGGAAAACAAAGCUCUGACGGUUAUAAAGAUAUAUUAUGAAAUUAAUCUGCGCAGAAUUUUUGACAUAUUAUCAUUAAUGGUGAUGAUGUUUGGGCGUUUACUAGAAAAUGCUGAAACUUCCUGCUUUAAUUUUCAUCACAGAAGCUGUAUUAGGCCUCAUGCGCACAAACGUAUUUUCUUAUUUUCCGUUUCCGUAUGUUCGUAUUUCCGGUCCACAAAAAAAUAGAACAUGUCCUAUUAUUGUCCUCAUAACGGACAAGGGUAGUGCUGUUCUAUUAGGGGCCGGCUGUUCCGAUAUUGCGGACCUGCAAAAUACAUACGGUCGUGUGCAUGAGGCCUUAUAGGGAGGUCCAUUCAGAGUCCUCCUCGGUAUGAUAUCUACAGUUUUCAGGUUCUGGAGGACUCCCUCUUCCUCAACUUAUGCUCUUAUAAUUGAAUGAAAAUUUUAGCUGGCACCAAUGAAAAUACGUUUACCCGUACAGAGGAUAUAGAUCUCCCUUUUAAAAAAAAAAAACUUUUUGGGCUGGUGGAUAGGAGUGUGGAGAAUAAGCCCCUCCCUCUGAAAUGUCACUAAAGGGGGCAUUUACUUUUAGUAGAUAUUUUGCAUGAGCUUUUCUGAUCUCAAACCCUUUGUUGUGAUCACAGGUAUACUCUGCACCUGUAGGCACUUCAUGUAAGUUGAAUAUUUUAAUCUAACUCGAUCCUUAAAGGGGACAUGCACUUUAAUAGAUUCAAUGUAUAUUACUGAAACCUGAGGGAAGACUAACCUACGUGUGCUUGCCAUAUACUAUGACUAUUAGGAUAAAGCACCAUACAUGCCAAGGAAACCACUCUGCCCCCUGUUGGCUGCAAUUUUUGAGAUGAGCCCCAACUUUUGGUCUCAGCCGACUCUUCUUUUCGGACUCUGGUCUAAAUAGGUUCAUCUUCUCCUUUCCCUGUGGACCUCUAGAGCUCAGGGUUCGAGGAUAGGACCUUCAUUUAGUCAUUAGUAAUCUGGUAUGAAUUUGCCAAUGGCUUCUUGUUUUUUUUUACCUAUUAGUUUUAAGCUGGUCUGUCUAGGAUAAAUGUUGCCUUGCAUUGUAUUCAUGCCUUGCAUGUCAAAAAAUACCAAUAUCAACAUAAUAAUGCAAUGAUUUGGGGUUCUUGCACUUGUAGAGAUCAGAAGUAAUAACAAGGUCUGGGAUAAGACAGAGACACUUGUAUGUAACUUCACUUGAUGUUGAUUAGGAUUCCUUGAGACCACCAGGAUUUUGAGGGCCCACUUUCCAGCAUGCCCCCUUGUAACUUCACAAAAAAAAAAAUCACUCAUCACUGCCCACAAAUGCCAUAGCGUACAUAAAGACCUAAAAGUUACCAAAAAUUGAUUGACCCAGCAGUUGAGGCUGUCCACUGUUGAACCAUGUUAUCCUUGCUGUUUUAGGGUCCAUCAUGUCAAAAUCUGGAACCACCAUAGGAUCCUCUAGUCCUUUAGUGAGACAGUAUAAUUUUGACUGCACUGGAAGUACUUCUGUGGCAUCCCUGGCACCUUGUGAUGGUACCAUAGCAAUGGGUUGACUCACCAGAUCUCAUGCCCAUGAUUUCACAGGAAAUAUUGUCAAGCCAUGCAUCAUGCCAUAAGUUGCUUGCUGACCUUGAAGAUACCUUCACCCAGAGAUUGUAUUGCUGCAAAACCAGUUUUCUGGAAAGCCCUGUAGGAGCUGUAAUAGUGGCCAUAUAGGUUGUCACCCAGCUUUUAUGUCAUGCUCACAUAGGUGCAGGUCUUGUUUCAGUGCAGUUAUCCUGGUCUGUCUUGCAUAGACCUGUAUGAUGAUUACAUGACGAUGGCAGAUCCCCAACCUCUGGAUUUUAGCAACGAAGGUUCCUAUUCAAGACUGAAUCAUGGAUUUUAACUUCAGUGAAUUAGAAUUUAUUAACAUAUGCAGUGAAAAAAUAUACACAAAAAAAUUAUGGGGACUCUUGAACAUCACAUCCAUAUUUUUGCAUUGAACAUCUCAUCCAAGAACUAUGGGCAUUACUACUGAGUUGAUAUCCCCCUUGGCGGCUCUACUGUAAAGACUUUCCACUAGAUCAGGAGGAGGGGGUCAACCUCAUUUUCACCAAGGGCCAGAUCAGAACUAUGGUUGCCUUUUAAAGGGCCGUUUGGUGUCGGAGCUCAGAAGGCAAGAUGGCGCCCACUCCCUCUGCCAAGCACUGGUUGACUUCUAGUUUACUCAGUAAACUUUUGAUGCCAGAACUUGCCCUAUAGAAAUCAGCUUCUUUACCCCGGUGGGCCACUAUUUAUACUCCUUUAGUCAUGAGCCCUCCAUGAAGCUCACUCUCCUUUGACAUGUCCGCUGUAUAACGCUUCCCUCACACACUAAAGAUAGGACAAUCUAGUGUGGAUAGGUCAUCAGUAUAUAAUUAUUGGAAAACCCCUUUAAGCUAUGUAAUUUUUUUAAGUUUUUGUAAAUUAAAUGGAAACAAUAGAGAAUGAUGUAAAAGUAGAUUUCGUUAUGGCUGCUGCGUAUCACUUACUCCUACUGUGAAUCACUGUGCUUGAUGAUGUUCUAGUAGAGAUUAGAAAUUUCUUGCCCUUUUGGAGCCAAAGCCAGAAGUGGAUCCAGCAGGGAGGAGAAGUAUAAGUCCUUACUUUAUAUUUCUCAUUCCUUUCUAAUCUAUUUCUGGCUUUGGCUGCGAAAACUGCAAGAAAAUCUGCCUCAAAACCACCUCCAAAAAUCUGUGGGAAUCUGCCCUCAGCAGGCCAUGGAUGUACAGAUCCAACAGCCCUGGGACCUUACUCCACCGAUCCAAAAAGUGUUCAGUUAAAGCCGUUCAUAUGAACAAUAAUCGCCAUGUUUUUUUUAACUGAUCAGAUCUUUUUGUGGGCAUAAAAAUGCUUGUUCUUCGCCAGAACGGUUGCUCUAUGUAACCAAAAGAUGGUCUGCUAAGAGUAAUGUUAAGAAAUGGCUGCACAGACGGCAAUCUGCCGAUGUAAAACGAGCAAGGAUCGACUUACUCUAUCGUCAGACUCUGUAUGGUAAAAAGACCCUUACCUUUUAUUACUGGGAAGGGUCCUCAAUAAACUGAUGUUCCCAAUAUGUUGGGUGCAUUGACAGUAAUUUUAUAAAAACUGAAUUAUACUGAGGAGUCAAUAUUCCCAUUGGUCCGGGGGUUUCUGACUACAAAAUGAGAUUUAACUGGCUCAAAAUGUAACAAUAAAAAUUCUUCUAAAAUACUUACCUUUCCUUAUUGCACUCUGGUCCGCCAUCAUGUUGUCCAUGGUGCCAUCAUGUUGUCCAUGGUGCCAUCAUGUUGUCCAUGGUGCCAUUGUGGCGGUCAAUCAAUGCACCCUUGGGUGGUGUUACUAUGGCCGAAACACGGUGGUCUUCAAAGAUUGGCUGCCACAUCAACACGCCCAAUUCAGAUUCAGAAACGGUAGGUAGAAAAUGGCGGAAAACCUGACCAGAAUCGGGCAUAAUAUAUAUUACGUUUUUUUUAUAUUUGAGGUCCAUUAAACCCUAUUUAAUGUGGGCGGGAGGGGAUUGUUCACCAAUAAUUGAAACUACUAUGGCCAGCUAUAUGUCAGUCUCGAAGAAGCAGGCAAAACUUUGUGCAAUCUACAACUAAACGCCGGAUACGAUCGCUCUUCUGUAUACGGUUUUAUAUUUUAAAGUCUGUGCAAUUUCUAUAUAGUUUUACGAAUGCCAUAAACGCUAAUACUGCAGUUACCUUUGGGUGACUGUAUCCCCACCUCCCUUGUGGUAUUUUUGUAUCUUUUUGUACAUUAUAAACCCUAGACAAAUAUAUCUGCUCAUCAAAUGUAUCCACAAGGGGACAUUUUAUAGGUAUUUAGAGGGAGAAUACAAAGUCGCAGGAGGACGCCUUUCUACGGUGAUCAUCAUCAGUUGGGUUGACUUCUUGUGAAACGUUCUGCUCCCUCUUUUCUAUUCUGGAUUCUCGUCCUUGCAUCUUGUAUUUUCUCUAGUCCUGAUCAGGGGGAAUGUAUUUGCCAAAUAUAUUUUUUAGUCAAUCUCAGCCUUUUCCUUCCAAAUGUAUAGGACAUCAAACAUUCCAAAUACCGUACAAGAUGAUGCCUUUAAUAGAUCUGAGAUGUCUCUCCAAUUCUAUACUGUUUCAUAUGUAUUUAUUAUAAUGGGGGGGGGAGGGGAUUGAUGAAAACAAUCUUCUAGCGGGCGCGACUUAUGUAUCUGACGGCCGCUCCUAUGACUGUAUAGCAUAUAUAAUGUAUGGCUUCUGUAUACUGCUUGUUUAACAGUUAUGAUAGCUUUAUAAAUGGAUUUGAUAAACUGAGGAAGAUGACGACGGAUAACGGCUUCCCUCUUGGGAAGCGAUAUAUGUUUAAAAAAUAAAUAAAAAAAUGAAGGUGUUGUAAUGAAAUCUUGCCUAUUGCUGAAUAUUUAAUAAAAUAAUUCUGAUAUAAGAUA